Molecule: messenger RNA, 1194 nt
Organism: Geosmithia morbida
Lineage: Eukaryota; Fungi; Ascomycota; Sordariomycetes; Hypocreales; Bionectriaceae
Product: GPI-anchored cell wall organization protein Ecm33
Exons: 3
Coding region: 1-1194 (397 amino acids)
Biological process (GO): fungal-type cell wall organization
Cellular component (GO): fungal-type cell wall; plasma membrane
Source: RefSeq, a predicted model, not a curated record
AUGCACUCCGCCAAGACUUUCGCGGCCGUUGCCGCUUUUGCCGCCACGGCUUUCGCUGCUACUUGCAAGGAUGUCACCAUCGAGACCACUGGCCAGGCCAUCUCCUGCGACACCAUCACUGGUGACCUGACUGUCGACGAGGCCCUCGCUGGUGACCUUACCAUCACCGGCCCCAAGACCAUCAAGGGUGACCUCAUUGUCAACAACGCCACCAACCUGCUCUCGCUUACCAGCAGCACCAUCUCCUCCAUCGAGGGCCGUUUCGUCCUGACCAGCCUGAACUCUCUCAACACCAUCAGCAUGGACAACCUCCGAACCAUCGGCAACCUCGAGAUGCAGAAGCUCCCCGCUCUCCGUGACCUCAUCUUCGGUACCGAGGGUGUCACCAAGGCCAGCCAGAUCGAGGUGUCCGACACCUUCCUCUCGAGCCUCAGCGGCCUGAAGAUUUCGUCGGUCGACUCUCUCAACAUCAACAACAACGACCGUCUCACCAAGUUCGAGUCUGACCUUGUCAACAUCACCGACACCCUCAUCAUCACCUCCAACGGCCGUGACAUGGAGAUCUCCAUGCAGAAGCUCGAGUCUGCUGCCGAGAUCCAGAUUGCCAACGUCAAGAGCUUCCAGGCUCCCCUCCUCUCCAACGUCAGCGCCUCGCUCAAGUUCGACAAGUGCGACGAGCUCAAGAGCUUCUCUGCCCCCAACCUGACCUCCGUCAAGGAUGCCGUUUCCUUCAUCAACAACAAGAAGCUCACCAACAUCUCCUUCCCCAUCCUCAAGACCAUUGGUGGCGACCUUCGCAUCGUCAACAACACUCUCCUCAAGACCAUUGACGGCUUCCCCAAGUUUGAGUCUUGCGCUUCCAUCAACUUCGGCGGUAACUUCAACCAGAUCAAGCUGCCCAGCCUCGACAGUGUCGGUGGAACUGCCCAGAUCAGCACCACCACCCAGAACUCGACUGUCUGCGACGACAUCAACGACGCUGAUGACGAUGGAAAGAUCAAGGGCGGUGCCAAGUGCACGUACGACAACGAGAACGCCAACGAGGGUGGUGACAAGGACGGUGGCGAGACCGGCUCCGGCUCCUCCAGCUCCGACUCCAGCAGCGACGAUGACGACAGUGCCGCCGGCAUGGUCGCCAUCAACUCUGCCCUCAUUGGCCUCGGUCUCAUCGCCGGUGUCGCUCAGCUGCUGUAA